This is a messenger RNA of Xylona heveae TC161, 521 nucleotides long. RefSeq lists its product as hypothetical. The record is from RefSeq and is a predicted model, not a curated record. Gene Ontology annotation, biological process: proton motive force-driven ATP synthesis. The transcript is spliced from 3 exons. Bases 58 to 294 code for a protein of 78 amino acids. NCBI's taxonomy places the organism in Eukaryota, Fungi, Ascomycota, Xylonomycetes, Xylonales, Xylonaceae.
CAUCUCAGUCUCCUCCAUCUCCCCCACGAGGACGUCAUCUCCUGUCUCACAUUCAAGAUGGUUGCCCAAUACACCAUUGCCGGUCGCCAAGUCGGCUCCCACGUUGUACGUCGCCUGCUGCCGCUUGCCAUGAUCACCCUCGGAUCGAUGGCUGGUAUCAGCUUCCUCGCUACCGGUGGUGAGAAGAAGUCCAAGGAGCAGGGCCCCCCGAUCAACGCAACGAGCAAGGACGAGGAGAACUUCAUCCAGGAGUUCAUCAAGAAUGCGGAGGCUUCUGGCACGGCUAAGCACUAAAUUACGGCGAUCUUUAUUGUUUUCUCCCUGGAAGAUUGUUGAGCGUGGCGCGGUAGAGGCCAUGCAGAGGAUAGAAAUGCGAUAUUCAUUGGCGGCAGUAUAUAUCCAGAUCCUCAACCUUUGCAUUCAAGAAUUGCAUACCUGCUCAUGUUCGCUAUGAAAUCAUUUCAUUGUUUCCAUGUGUCCGAAAAAUAAUACCGGUUGCUACUACGAGCCGAGAAAGCCAG